AUAAUCCAAAAUUGCAAUAAGCUGACGAACCCAGGCCUCUCUCUCUCUCCGUAGACUUGUAUACCAAAAUGUUCUCUCUCUAGAAUUUCUCUCGUCUGCGUAGACUUUGCCUCAAUUUUUUUCUUACAAAAUUGCUUCCUGCUCAAGCUUUUGUAGUUCUCUUGCUCUCUCUGUUUUUUAUUAUUAUCUCUUCGGUUUGUUUUUGUUCUCCAAGUGGUUUCUUUCAUGGCUGGUCGCUACGAUCCUAACCCGUUUGAUGAAGAAGAAGUUAAUCCCUUUUCUGAUCCAGCUGUAAGGGGGAAAGCAUCAGGUCAGCAGAGGUUCAGUGGAGGUGCAUUUUACACAGCAAGUGCUCCUCCUGUUUCAAACUCAAGGCUUUCACCACUUCCUCCUGAACCUGCUGAUUUUGGUUAUGAUCAUGGUGCAACAGUUGACAUUCCAAUUGAUUCAACUACGGAUUUGAAGAAGAAAGAGAAGCAACUCCAAGCCAAGGAGGCUGAAUUGAGAAGGCGAGAACAGGAUGUAAAAAGGCGUGAAGAUGCAGCUGCACGGGCUGGAAUUGUCUUAGAAGAGAAAAAUUGGCCACCAUUUUUCCCCAUUAUCCAUCAUGAUAUUGCAAAUGAAAUACCAAUUCAUCUACAAAGAAUUCAAUAUGUUGCAUUUACAACAUUUUUAGGAUUGGUUCUCUGUCUUUUCUGGAACGUUAUAGCUGUUACAACGGCUUGGAUUAAAGGCGAAGGGGUGAGAAUCUGGUUUCUUGCUAUUAUUUACUUCAUAGCUGGAGUUCCAGGGGCAUAUGUUUUGUGGUAUCGUCCACUAUAUCGUGCAUUUAGGACCGAAAGUGCUAUGAAGUUUGGAUGGUUUUUCCUGUUUUAUAUGGUUCACGUUGGCUUUUGCAUCGUAGCAGCGGUUGCUCCUCCUAUAGUUUUCAAAGGGAAAUCUUUCACUGGCAUUUUGUCUGCAAUAGAUGUUGUGGGUAACCAUGCUCUAGUCGGGAUCUUCUACUUCAUUGGAUUCGGAUUAUUCUGCGUUGAAUUGGUGCUUAGUCUCUGGGUCAUUCAGCAAGUAUACAUGUAUUUCCGAGGCAGUGGUAAAGCUGCUGAGAUGAAGCGAGAAGCCGCUAGAGGAGCAAUGAGGGCAGCAAUAUGAUGAUCCUGUGCUUGUGAAGAGACGACUGUUCAAGAGUUUAUGUGUGGGUUUUGGUUGUAUAUGUCAGCUCCCUUAGCCACGUAAAUUUCAGAUAGAAAGAUUGCUAUAGGCAUAACAUGAGACUGGCUUUUGUUGGACCAAUUCCAUUACUGUUUAUUGCUUUGCUUUAGUGCUUGUAAAUGCUUUAUUCAUAAUUUUUAAAGGUUUUGUUACCUUGGAUCCUUAUCUGGAAACUUUAGAAGCAUUGAUUUGCCCA
Manihot esculenta (cassava) is the source of this 1405-nucleotide messenger RNA. Its product is annotated as secretory carrier-associated membrane protein 3. The transcript has 13 exons. The record is from RefSeq and is a predicted model, not a curated record. Lineage: Eukaryota; Viridiplantae; Streptophyta; Magnoliopsida; Malpighiales; Euphorbiaceae. Gene Ontology annotation, biological process: protein transport. Gene Ontology annotation, cellular component: trans-Golgi network membrane; recycling endosome membrane. Bases 226 to 1149 code for a protein of 307 amino acids.